Molecule: messenger RNA, 1686 nt
Organism: Penicillium bovifimosum
Lineage: Eukaryota; Fungi; Ascomycota; Eurotiomycetes; Eurotiales; Aspergillaceae
Product: serine/threonine-protein phosphatase 2B catalytic subunit
Exons: 5
Coding region: 1-1686 (561 amino acids)
Biological process (GO): fungal-type cell wall organization; calcineurin-mediated signaling
Cellular component (GO): calcineurin complex; cytoplasm
Molecular function (GO): calmodulin binding; calmodulin-dependent protein phosphatase activity
Source: RefSeq, a predicted model, not a curated record
AUGGAACGAGCUCUAGCACUCGCCGUGACCGAGAAGCAGCCGGUCCCGGAAAUUGACUUCACAUUGCAUACCAUGGAGGACAACACGCAGGUGUCGACAAUGGAGAGGGUUGUCAAAGAGGUUCAAGCACCCGCCCUGAGUUAUCCUCCGGAUGAGAUGUUCUGGUCGCCGGAGGAUCCUUCCAAGCCCAAUCUCCAGUACCUCAAGCAGCACCUCUAUCGCGAAGGUCGUCUUUCAGAAGAACAAGCGCUAUGGAUUAUUCACACCGGUACACAGGUUCUAAAGGCCGAGCCCAACUUGCUCGAAAUGGAUGCACCAAUCACGGUGUGUGGCGAUGUUCACGGCCAGUACUACGAUUUGAUGAAACUGUUCGAGGUUGGCGGCGAUCCUUCGGAGACAAGGUACCUGUUUUUGGGUGACUAUGUCGACCGCGGCUACUUCAGCAUUGAGUGCGUUCUCUAUCUUUGGGCAUUGAAGAUUUGGUACCCCGAUUCACUAUGGUUGCUGCGGGGUAAUCACGAAUGCCGUCACUUGACAGAUUAUUUCACUUUCAAGUUGGAGUGCAAGCACAAAUAUAGUGAACGGAUCUACGAGGCAUGCCUCGAAUCCUUCUGUGCGCUGCCGCUGGCGGCGGUUAUGAACAAACAGUUCCUCUGCAUCCACGGUGGUCUCAGCCCGGAAUUGCAUACUCUGGAAGAUAUCAAAGCUAUCGAUCGUUUCCGCGAACCCCCAACCCACGGACUCAUGUGCGAUAUCCUUUGGGCUGAUCCUCUGGAGGAAUUUGGCCAGGAAAAAACAGGCGAUUUCUUCAUCCAUAACAGUGUCCGCGGCUGCUCUUACUUCUUCUCUUACCCCGCGGCAUGCGCUUUCUUGGAGAAAAACAAUCUGCUCUCCAUCAUCCGCGCGCACGAGGCCCAGGAUGCCGGGUAUCGCAUGUAUAGAAAGACGCGCACUACCGGAUUCCCGAGUGUGAUGACCAUUUUCAGUGCGCCCAACUACUUGGAUGUUUACAACAACAAGGCGGCUGUGCUCAAAUACGAGAACAAUGUGAUGAACAUCCGCCAAUUCAACUGCACCCCGCACCCAUACUGGCUGCCCAAUUUCAUGGAUGUUUUCACCUGGUCAUUGCCGUUCGUCGGAGAGAAGAUCACGGAUAUGCUUAUCGCUAUUCUCAACACCUGCUCGAAGGAGGAACUGGAGGAUGACACACCUACGUCUAUUUCUCCCGUUGAACACAAGGAGAAGGACCCGAUCUCGCCUCCGUCGAUGGACCCCGAAUCCACCGAGUUCAAGAGACGGGCAAUCAAGAACAAAAUCCUCGCAAUUGGACGUCUCUCCCGAGUGUUCCAGGUUCUGCGCGAGCAAUCUGAGAGCGUCACUGAGCUGAAGACGGCGGCUGGCGGUCGUCUUCCCGCAGGCACCCUCAUGCUGGGUGCGGAAGGUAUCAAACAGGCUAUUCACAACUUCGAGGACGCCCGUAAGGUCGAUAUCCAGAACGAGCACGUGCCCCCCUCUCAGGAAGAGGUUAUUGCGAAGAGCGAGGAGAGCCGUCGCAUAGCCAUGGAGCGGGCUGAGCAUGAGGCUGCCAACGAUGCAGGUCUCGCCACAGUCGCUCGUCGGAUCAGCAUGUCUGCUGGCUCUGCACGCCCACGUCCUCGCCAGAGAGAACCUUCCAACGAUGCCUGA